AUGAAGAGAGCCAGUGAAUGGGCUUUAUCUCAUGAGAUUCCAAGUGAUGUCACCGUUCAAAUUGGUGAAGUUUCGUUUUCCUUGCAUAAGUUUCCAUUAGUUUCUAAGUGUGGAUACAUAGAGAAACUGGUCUCAGAAUCCAGUGACGAUGAUGUUUCAUUCAUUGAACUCUAUGAUGUCCCUGGUGGAGCAGAAGCAUUUGAACUGGCAACAAAGUUCUGCUACGGGAUAAACUUCGAGAUAAGUGUUGAAAACAUUGCUAUGCUUCGAUGCGUGGCAGAGUAUCUUGAGAUGACAGAGGAUUAUUCAGUUGGAAAUUUGGUGGGAAGGGCUGAUUCAUACUUGAAUGAAGUGGCACUGAAGACUAUUUCAGGAGCUGUGUCAAUCUUACACGUGUCAGAACGGCUCCUUCCAAUUGCAGAAAAAGCAAAAUUGGUCAGUCGAUGCAUAGAUGCUAUUGCGUUCAUAGCCUCAAAGGAGACUCAAUUCUGUGUAUCUAUGAGAAGUGACAUUAGCAGUGAUGGCAUAGAAUCUCACCAAAGGCCAGUAGUUCAAUGGUGGGCUGAAGAUUUCACAGUUCUCAGAAUUGACAUUUUUCAAAGAGUGAUAAUUGCAAUGAUGGCAAGAGGGUUUAAACAGUUUGCUCUUGGCCCCAUCAUUAUGCUUUAUGCACAGAAAUCUCUACGAGGUUUGGAGAUAUUUGGAAAGGCAAGGAAGAAGAUUGAAAUUGAGGCACAAGAGGAACACGAGAAGAGGGUUGUUUUGGAGACACUAGUGAGCCUUCUGCCAAGGGAGAAGAAUGCGAUGUCAGUGAGCUUUCUUUCUAUGUUGCUUCGGGCAGCAAUAUAUCUCGAGACUACGGUUGCUUGCAGGCUAGAUUUGGAAAAGAGGAUGGCCCUGCAGCUAGGCCAGGCUGUUUUAGAUGAUCUUCUCAUUCCUUCUUAUUCCUUCCCUGGGGACUCAUUGUUUGAUGUAGAUACAGUGCAGCGAAUACUGAUGAAUUACCUACAAUCUGAAAAUGAAAAACAUUUAACCUAUAAUGCAGAUGAUGAAUAUUUUUCUCCACCCCAAAGUGAUAUUUACGGGAUUGGAAAGCUAAUGGAGAACUACCUUGCUGAAGUAGCCACCGACAGAAAUUUAGCUGUUUCAAAAUUCAUCGCUCUUGCAGAACUAAUUCCUCAACAAUCAAGACCAACAGACGAUGGGAUGUAUAGGGCCAUAGACAUAUAUCUUAAGGCUCAUCCAAUUCUCAGCGACACGGAGAAGAAGAAAGUGUGCAGCGUGAUGGAUUGCCAGAAGUUAUCACGAGACGCGUGUACACACGCUGCUCAAAACGAUAGGCUUCCUGUUCAAACUGUGGUUCAAGUUCUCUACUAUGAACAGCAACGUCUUCGAGAUUCCAUGGAUGGUAGUGUAGGUUGGGAUUCUCCUAAUAAUUUUCGUGACAAGACGAAUCCAUCCUCCAACGAGCUCUCCGUCUUACGAAGAGAAAACGAAGACCUGAAACUCGAGAUAGUGAAGUUGAAAAUGAAACUGAAAGAGAGCGAAAGAUCUUCCCUUAGAUCAGCAUCAAGCAGUCCUGUAAUAUAUGCUUCACCCUCCGCUGAUAAGCCUCCUCUCCCUCGAAAAUCCUUCAUUAACUCGGUGUCUAAAAAACUCGGACGCCUUUCUCCUUUUUCACGUGGCGAUGCUGCCACAAACCCUCUCAAAGGUCGCGUAAAACCUGACAAAAAUCGACGCCAUUCUAUAUCCUAA
Molecule: messenger RNA, 1755 nt
Organism: Sphenostylis stenocarpa
Lineage: Eukaryota; Viridiplantae; Streptophyta; Magnoliopsida; Fabales; Fabaceae
Source: the annotation of a GenBank genome assembly